GCGAAUGGAUACGAUAAUAAUUAUCAAUAAUUAUCAAACGAUAACCGAAUAUUCGGUAAAAUCCCUGCUUUGUUUCAGGACAACAAAAUUGCAACUCAAGAAUGGGAUUUUGGAAAGAUGGAUUUGAGAAAUUGAUUAAGGCUGUAAAACAAGGAGUCGACCGUGUUGAACAAGAAAUAGAUGAUAUUGGAGAUAGUUUUAAAGCAGUUGGAGAUGGUGUGAAAGCUACAAUCAAUUGUGUGACUUUAUUGGACGGUGGCGUGGAAAAUAUUCUGAAAUUGAAACAUAUAUGUCAACCAAUUUUCGAAUGGGUGACAACGUUCAAGAGAUAUCUUGAGAGCGACAAUAUAUUUGAGAGUACAACUGCCCUAGGAGUUUGGGUAAUAGUAUGUUACUAUUUCCAAAUGUGGAUGAUACCAGCCAUUAUAAUAAUUAUUGAUGCUAAAAAAUUGUUUUGCCUUUAUGUAUAUGGAGCUCCAGUCGAGGAAGACUCAACUUCAAAUAAAUCGACAAAGAACAAAAUGGACGCAAUUGUCGAAACAAUAAAUUUGGUGAGAGAUACCUUAUGUAAUCUAGAGUGGAUUCUUCAAUAUAUAUUUCUAGUUAUAGAUUUCAAUACAAAUUCAUGGUCAGUGAUAUUUACACGAAUGAGUUUUGCAUUCAUGAUGCUGUUCAUCCCGUUCAAUAUUAUAUUGAUGGGUCUGGGUUUGACCCUAUAUUUGAGGAGCACCCUGCAACAAUUUUUGCCAACAUCAAGAUCUGCCUGAAAUGAUGACGAAAGCGAAGAACUUCAUGAUGUUUGUUGAUGAAGAUAUCACAGGUUUUUCAACAGAUUUUAUUCAAGCCGGUGGUGAUACGUCAAUAUUCCAUCAAUAUUGAUUGAUAAAAUGAAGAAAUACUUUUCGAAUGAUGUUACUCUGGCCUCUGUGUUAAUUCGACCACUGAGUUAUAUUUAUUCCACUCAAAUCUUCAUAUAAAUUCUUCAAAAUAUAUGAAUAACAUACAGCAAAAGUAAAAUCAUCGUUUCUGAUGUAU
Molecule: messenger RNA, 1035 nt
Organism: Harmonia axyridis
Lineage: Eukaryota; Metazoa; Arthropoda; Insecta; Coleoptera; Coccinellidae
Exons: 6
Coding region: 102-767 (221 amino acids)
Source: RefSeq, a predicted model, not a curated record